Messenger RNA from Rhagoletis zephyria (snowberry fruit fly), 3055 nucleotides. RefSeq lists its product as uncharacterized. NCBI's taxonomy places the organism in Eukaryota, Metazoa, Arthropoda, Insecta, Diptera, Tephritidae. Gene Ontology annotation, biological process: cell adhesion involved in heart morphogenesis; larval heart development. The record is from RefSeq and is a predicted model, not a curated record. Gene Ontology annotation, cellular component: extracellular matrix.
CAACUGUGCGUUUCUAAGACAAAUAGCCAACGGUUGGGCAACAGCUACGUCUUAUAAACGCGCCCAAUGUGGGUUUGCUGACUGCUGAGUUUGGUGCUAGUGCUUCGUACAACAACAAUAAUUACUGUUCAUCGUCUGGUGCCCCUCAUUCGUUUGGCUCUGAAAGCGUCUUGUCUGAGCGGCUCAGAGUGUUAACGUCAUCGCUCCCGCUCGCAAAGUUGAUUCUGGCGGGAUUGCUAGUUCUAGUGGCUCUAAAACUGUACGUCAUGUUGACGGCCUCAUGGACAUUGCGGGUACUACUACCACCACGGAGCCAUCAACACCGUGCACUGCUAAUGCUUCUGUUGCUGCUAAUUCAUCUUUACUCGCUCCUGUAAUUGUGAACAAUAUUUCUUCUGCUGGUUUCCCACCUGUUUCACAACAUAUACCGACUGGUGGUGUUAGUGCUGAAUCUGAUGCCGUUAACGCUACGGGCGCGGAAGUGCCUAAUCCUCCUUAUCCUACCCGCAGCCCUGUUUGGCUUACUGCUGAGAGUAAAAGGACAAAGCACAUCCAAAAGCGAACUCGCGUGGUGGGAUCAAAUGAUUGUAGUGAUCUUGGCGUGGCUGCCCGCUUUAAGUGGUUGCACCUUCCAUCUUUCGUGCCAACCGUUCUGUUCGGCCGUUCCGUUUUUUUCACAGAGGGACAAAACUAACUCAUCCGAAUUAGUUCAUUUGCCCUCGAAUGCGCCUGAUCCCGUAGUAUUGGAUAUUAAUAAGUUUAGUUGUAAUGCAUAUUUAAAUGUUAACAGGCAGAAAUAUAAUUAUAGCUCUUUGAAGGUUUAUUUUCAGAAUAUUUCUGGCCUUCGAACUAAAUCAGCAGCAGUACGCUCUAUUAGCUCGCAAAGGGAUUUCGAUGUUUUUGUUAUUGUUGAGUCAUGGCUAAAUGCGGAUUUCUUUGAUGAGGGAUUUUUUGAUUCAAACAUUUAUAAUGUCUUUAGGAAGGACAGGGAGGCAACUAAGACUGGUUGUCUGAGAGGCGGCGGAGUUCAUAUUGCGAUUCAGCGUAAAUUUCAUUCGUUCUCUGUCUCGCUUGAAAAUGAUGAUUCCCUUUUGGAUCAGCUUUGUGUUCGCAUCAGUGCCUCAUCUAGUCAUGACUCUGUUUUUGAUUAUUUCUUAUAUCCCGCCUAUUAGUAAUUAUAAUCUUUAUAAAGCGCAUUCUGACAACAUAAUGUCUUUAGUAUUAAAUAAGCUAGGAGAUGACCACCUUUGGUUGUUAGGCGAUUUUAACCUUUGCAAUGUAUCUUGGUCCACAUCUUUUUCCAAUGCUGGUCUCUCGCCAAUUAAUGUCAAUGCGUCCCAUGAAGUGUUCUUUAUAGAUAGCCUCUAAAGCCUUAAUUUAUUACAAAUCAAUAAUUUUGUUAACAAGUUGGAUAGAAUUCUUGACCUCAUAUUUAUUAGUGAUAACAUUAAGUGUAACAUUGAAGUUUGCCACAAUCCGAUCACUCCAUCUAAUAUGCAUCAUGUUCCUCUGUUACUAAAAUUUGAAUUUUAUGUAUUCCCGUCUUUCAAUGCUGAUGACAAACCUAAGUUUAAUUAUGCAGCCUGCGAUUAUCCCAAGUUAGAUAGAUUACUGGAUGAAUUAAAUUGGGAAAGCUUACUCUCUUGCCCCGAUGUAGCUAAAUGCAUCGCUACUUUCAAAUCUGUAAUUUCUGAUUUUUGUUUUAAAUUCAUUCCAAUAAUCAGAAAAAGACCCUAUAAAGAACCGUGGUAUAAUCGUGACUUGAAAAAACUGAAGAAUCUUAGAAACAAAUUUUAUAAUAAGUUUAAGGCCUCUGGAAGUCAGUUUUUCUUUGAAAAAUAUCAGGUCCAUCUUAAAAAGUUUAACUGCUUGAAUAAAUUCCUCUACAGAAAUUAUAUCUUAGGCAUUGAAUCCAAUAUCAAAGAAGAUCCGAAAUCGUUCUGGCAUUUUAUUAAGUCUAAGAAGAACAACUCUAGUAUUCCCUCAGCUGUAUUUUUUGAAGAUAAAUGUGCCUCCACUCCAGCUGAAGUUGCAAAUCUAUUUGCUGCAUUUUUUAGUUCUAAUUUUGUAGAUGAUAACCCUACUGUGGAUUCUAGUUUCUCUGCUAGUGUGAGUUCUACUAAUUUUGGCUCGCUUAGACUUUCAUCUGACGAUAUUGCUAAUGGCAUUUUAAAUCUAUCAGCUUCUGCAAAACAAGAUAUUGAUGGGCUCUCUUCAAACUUUAUAAAGAAGUGCCCUGCUUUGAUCUCUCCUUUAAAAAUUAUUUUCAGUAGGUCUCUAGCCUCCGGUAUUUUUUAUGAUGAAUUGAAAUUGACUUCAAUUACCCCUAUUCUUAAAAGUGGCGGCAAAAGUGAUGUCUGUAAUUACAGACCCAUUUCGAAACAUUCAAUAAUUUCCAAACUUUUUGAAGUUAUCGUCAAGGAGAAAAUUUAUUUCGCAACAAAAAGUCUAGUCUCACCCAACCAACAUGGUUUCGUCCUCAACCGAUCUACGGUUACUAAUCUAGGCGUCUUUAGUGAGUAUUGUAUUGCAGCUAUCUCGAACGGUUUCCAAGUCGACUGCAUUUACACUGAUCUUGCCAAAGCAUUUCAUAGAGUUUCGCAUAGUUUGUUGGUCAGUAAGCUAGCCUCAGUGGGUUUCCACUCAGUAUUUUUGCAAUGGCUCAAAUCUUAUUUGUUUAUUUGGUUGUUCUUCGGAAUCUUUCAUUGCCUCAUCGGGGGUUCCUCAAGGUAGCAUUUUAGGUCCCUUACUCUUUGUAUUAUUUAUAAACGAUGUGAGUUCUUGUUUUUCAUUUGCUAAAUUUUUGCUUUAUGCUGACGACUUAAAAAUUUUUGCUGUGAUUGAAAAUUCGCAUGAUGCGCUUAGACUUCAGUCCGAGAUUAAUAUUCUACAUAGUUGGUGUCUCAGCUCUCGCCUUUCUCUGAAUAUUAAACAAUGUUUUCAAGUUACUUUUUCCAAAAGUCACAGUAUUCUUUCGACAUCUUAAGUAAUCUCUCAAACUCAACUUCAAAAAGUUCAACAAAUCAAAGACCUUGGCGUCAGAGCUCAAUGUUCU